Molecule: messenger RNA, 295 nt
Organism: Staurois parvus
Lineage: Eukaryota; Metazoa; Chordata; Amphibia; Anura; Ranidae
Source: the annotation of a GenBank genome assembly
CUUUUGUUUCCAAGGGUGGGAAGGAAUUUGAGGUGUGAAUGGUCAUUAACAUAUAUCUUUUGUUUCCAAGGGUGGGAGAGGUCGGAGGUGUGAAUUGGUCAUUACAAUGUGUGUGACAAGCUUGGUAGGAAUAUCCUGUGUACAGUGUUUUGUCCAUUUGAGUACCUUGAUGAAAAAAGGCUGUGGACAGCAUCUGGAAAUGGAAGAGUUAAAAAAAUUUUUCAAAUGUUUAUAAAUGUGUUAACCGCGUUUAGAAGCGUUUGAAACUUUGAUAAAAUCUACUGCUGAACGCAAG